UACCUCUCCUCGCCGCUAUUCGCAAUCACGCGCUUUUCAUUUCCUUACUUCCUCCGUCACUCCGAUCCAAAACAUUAAAAAAGGGAAAGAAAAACCCCAAAAAUUUCUGACUAUAAAAAAAACCCGGAAGAUAAAAUUUCUCAUUCAUCCUUUCACUUCCAUAUUUUGUUUAGAUCACUCCGCCGUUCACCGGAAUAAAAUCAACCCCCACAGUUCACUCUCUCCACCAUGAGCUCUCAGGGAGGAAUAUUCAGUGGGUUCACAAAGCUAUGUAAGGGACUAGCAGUGAUUCUUAUCGGUGGCCACAUUGUGGUUCAGCUUCUUCCUUCUUCUGUUACUUACCUUGCUCUUAUUCCCGCCAGGACAAUUCCUUUUGGUUGGAAUCUCAUAACUGCUGGUUACAUUGAGCAAUCAGUACAUGGGGUGGUUGUCAGCACACUUGGUCUCCUUUUCAUGGGGAAGUUGCUUGAGCCUGUAUGGGGUUCUAAGGAGUUCUUGAAGUUCAUCUUUGUAAUUAACUUUCUAACCUCUGUUUGUGUUUUCAUCACUGCUAUUGCCUUGUACUACAUAACAAGGCAGGAAAAUUACCUUUACAUGCCUCUUUCUGGCUUCCAUGGGGUGCUAGCAGGCUUCUUGGUUGGCAUCAAGCAAAUUGUACCUGACCAAGAGCUGUCUUUAUUGAAAAUAAAAGUAAAGUGGCUGCCAUCACUUAUGCUGUUGCUAUCCAUUGUCAUAAGUUUCUUCACCCCAGAGUCAGCAACAUAUCUUCCAACUUUGAUAUUUGGAACAUAUAUGGGCUGGAUUUACCUCAGAUACGUGCAGAGAAAACCAGAAGCCAAGCUUAGGGGUGAUCCAAGUGAAGAUUUUGCAUUCUCUACAUUCUUUCCUGAUUUUCUCAGACCAAUCAUCGAUCCCAUUGCAUCAAUAUUUCACCGGAUGCUUUGUGGAAAGUCUGAAGCUUCCACAGAUGCUCAAGGUUAUACCUUGGGAGGAGCGCCAUUACCUGGUUCUGACCCCAUUGAGGCAACUAGGAGAAGAGAAAGAGGUGCUAGAGCACUAGAGGAGAGAUUGGCAGCUGAGAGGUUGGGUGCUGCACAGAAUUCAGAAGACUCACAAAAAGAAGGCGUUGAUAAUGUUUGAUUGCUCAGAAACUCCAGCAUCAUUGACAACUAUGGAGGUUAUGCCAUCUCUGGAGAAGUAUCUCUUUGUGGACUCUGGUUGACAGUUUUGUUAUAUAUUCUUCUGUGGAUUAUAAUUCUCAUAGUACACAAAUUUCUCUUCAUUUUUCCUUUAAUUUUUCUUUUUUGGUUUUGUUUUCUGCACAAUGAAGUGGUCCAUCUAUGCUCUUGCACCAUAUAUAUAGAGUAGAAAAGAGAAGAAAUCCUAGAUUAUAUUGUUACCCUUACAUUCAAAAUAGAGGCAAAAUUCAUCUUAAUUUUAAAUUUUUUUUGUUCUUAUUUAGGCUCUUUAGCAUGCUUGCUUUGUAUAAUACAGUUUUAUGGCCAUUUUCAAUGCACUCUCUCCACAUUGGGGACC
Molecule: messenger RNA, 1536 nt
Organism: Theobroma umbraticum
Lineage: Eukaryota; Viridiplantae; Streptophyta; Magnoliopsida; Malvales; Malvaceae
Product: rhomboid protein-like protein
Biological process (GO): retrograde vesicle-mediated transport, Golgi to endoplasmic reticulum
Cellular component (GO): membrane; Golgi apparatus
Source: RefSeq, a predicted model, not a curated record